Prunus dulcis (almond) is the source of this 833-nucleotide messenger RNA. RefSeq names its product basic form of pathogenesis-related protein 1-like. NCBI's taxonomy places the organism in Eukaryota, Viridiplantae, Streptophyta, Magnoliopsida, Rosales, Rosaceae. The transcript has a single exon. The record is from RefSeq and is a predicted model, not a curated record. The coding region runs from base 75 to 560 and encodes 161 amino acids.
CAAUCAACUUCUAACAAUCCAACCUUCUUUGCUACAAAGAAAAGACCUUAAACUUCUCAUAUCAAGAAACAAAAAUGACGUUCAACACGAAGCUUCUUUUGGCCAUCUGCUGCGUCGCAUUGGUCUUCACUCUUGUCUCUGCAAACAUUUCCAAAGAAGAGAUCGAUGGCUUCCUCGAGGAGCAUAACAAGGCUCGUAAAGAGGUCGGCAACAAACCCCUUAAGUGGAACACGACCUUGGCCCAGUAUGCCCAAGAAUAUGCCAACAAAAGAAUUGACGACUGCGCUAUGGAGCACUCAAGGGGGCGUUGGGGUGAGAACUUGACCUCUGGCGACGGCAUGACCGGCGCAGCUGGCACUAAAUAUUGGGUCACCGAGAAAGAGUUCUAUGACCCUAAGUCCAACAAAUGCGUCAAAGACGAAUGUGGUCACUACCUUGCUGUGAUCUGGGGCAAAACCACCGAGGUCGGAUGUGGCAUUUCAAAGUGCAAGGAUGGAAAGAACUACAUCGUUUGCAGCUACGAUCCCAUGUACCAGCCCGAGGAUGAGCGCCCAUACUAGACGAUGUAUGUACGCACACCUACAUGAGGCCUGUUAAGAGGUCCCAUGUUUUUUUAUUUAUUCUUUUGCGAAAUAUUUAGAAAAAUAAAAUGUAACGGGUGUAUACGAAUGCUUCCCCACACUCAUAACUUUCCUUCACGUGACUAGCACUUGAUAUGGAAUUGUGAGAGGUUACAAGAGAAUGAAUAAAAAAAUGAAAAAGAAUAAUAUUAUUUCAUUUUUGUAAAUUGUAACCAAAAUAUUAUGUCAUUCUCUUUAUGUUUUUUCGGUCAA